CUUUUUCAUCUACUAUAUAUUCAGUGGUUGGGUUGGGGUUAGUAUCCACUGAAGUGUGAGAAUCAAGCAUGGAGCAUGAAUAUCCUCUCGUUCACAAUGGUCAAAAUCCAAUAUCAAGUUCUGAUACAGAUGCAAAAAUACCUACAACAAUGAAUCCCAUAAAGGAUGACAUUGUGCCACAAUUGACUAUGCAAGAGAAAAGUUCCUUGCCAUUAAAAAAUGUGGCAAAAAUCAUGAGAAAAGGUUUACCACCACACAUAAAAAUCUCUGAUGGAGCAAAAGAGAUGGCUGAACAAAGUGCCUCAAAGUUCAUUAGCAUGGUAACCAAAAAAGCCACUGAACGUUGCAUAAAGGAGUCAAGAAAAAUUUUAGGUGCUGAAGAUUUAUUAUGGGCCAUGAUGAGUUUAGGUUACCAUAACUAUUUUAAGGGUUUGAGCUUUUAUCUCCAACGCUAUCGUUAUAGUAAUGGAAUUAGGCCUAUGCAGGUGGUUUGUGAGAUUCCUAAGCACACCUUACCAUCACCACCUGUUGCUCUUGAGAUAGAUGAGGCAAUAAACAUUGAUGAGUUUUGGGAUGAACUGAGUGAUUUGGGUGAUGGUUCAGCAAACUCUGAUCCUUCUACUUUGUCCAAUAUUGGUGGCAUGUGUGAUGAAAGCAUUGAUAAAAUGAAGGACUAGGAUGUUGUUAAAAAUAGGGAUUUUAUCAUAAGAAAUAAUAUUAUGUUAUCAUGUUAGUGUUAAACUUUUUUAUUUGCUAUUGUAAUAUUGUAUUUUAAGGGUGGGGGGCAUAACUCCAAUAUUUUGUUUAUGCUUUAAAAUAUAUAAUUGUUAUAAUAAAAAUAAUAUUUAUAGGUUAAUAUA
Molecule: messenger RNA, 860 nt
Organism: Lathyrus oleraceus (garden pea)
Lineage: Eukaryota; Viridiplantae; Streptophyta; Magnoliopsida; Fabales; Fabaceae
Product: nuclear transcription factor Y subunit B-9
Exons: 2
Coding region: 69-677 (202 amino acids)
Biological process (GO): regulation of transcription by RNA polymerase II
Cellular component (GO): CCAAT-binding factor complex
Molecular function (GO): RNA polymerase II cis-regulatory region sequence-specific DNA binding; protein heterodimerization activity; DNA-binding transcription activator activity, RNA polymerase II-specific
Source: RefSeq, a predicted model, not a curated record